UAACUGUUGUCGGAGCAGAAGCUCUUCCUACUGCAGACGCUUUGCCAUUUGCUCUGCCACCACCGCACCGGCUUUCAUCCGCAUCCGAACUUUUCCGGAGAAUAUCACACACGCAGCCGUAAUUCACUUUAGCCAAACCGUAGUUCUGCGACCAAAAUAUCAUUUAUUAUACUUUAUCCAUCAUGUGGGGCAUUCUGAUGCUGUUAUUCUGCGGGGCGGCAUUUGCUCAGAAUUACGACUACUCGGCGCCAGCCCCAUUACCAUCAUCCGAAUCGCCCUCACCAGCUCCGACCCCGAUGCCACCUCCAGCACCAACACCAACGGAACCUCCGGCAUCCCCAUCACCGACGCCCGAGUUCACCACAACCACAGCGACACCGGCGCCCACUCCAGCGCCUACUCCCGCUCCAACGCCCGCUCCAAUACCCGCUCCAACACCCGCUCCCACACCCGCCCCAACACCAGCCCCGACGCCCAGCCCGACACCGGCUCCAACGCCCGAAUCUACCACCACCACCACACCGGCUUCCACAACCACCACCACAACUACUCCGGAGCCUACCACCACAACAACGACACCCGCACCGACUACAACAACCACGACACCCACAACGACGACCACCACCACGUCGACGACUACCACAACACCGACCACCACCACGACGCCAACAACCACGACGACGACAACAACACCCACGACCACCACCACGACCACAACUCCGACUCCCGCGACGACACUACAGCAAGCGUCCGGUGCCCUCCCACCGUGCGGCACCGCCGGAAUCUCUUGCCAUGUACUGCAGGCAACGGCCUGUGCCGAAAGCGGUGACCAAAAGUGUGAAUAUUUGGCCAAGAUCGGUCAGAAUCCUUCCGACUCCGGCUCGGUCCAGAUUGAACUGGCCGCUACGGGAGGUGGGACGGAGCUCAAUCUGGAUGUCGGUACUAAUCGGUGGAUCGGCGUCGGGUUUUCUCUGACCGGACAGAUGCCGAACUCAGCCGUGUUCCACUGCUUCCACGACACCAACGGAACAAUUCAAGGCAAACUGACGUACAACGUACCCAUUGCGCAUUUCAAUAUGGGCUGGGUCGGCGUCGAUCAAGCGCCGCUAACCGUGCAGAGCGCCCAAUUUGCCAACAAUGAAAUGCGCUGCGUGGCUAUUUUGAAGAAACAAUUCGGCAUCAGUGGACAGGCGUUUGACCUGACGCAGACGGUCACCCUGAUUGGAGCCAAUGGACCGCUGAUACAAAAUACCAUCGCGCAACACGACAGAGCGCACGUUCCCGGUGCUAAAGUCAGCUUCCCGUGAUCUGGCAUUCCGGCUAAUGACCUGCAUACCGCUUUAUAUGUCUGUCAAAAACUAAGGACGGUGCAGUUUGUAUUAUGGUUUUAAUACAAUGCCAAUUACCUCAUUGCGCACAUUUAAAUUAAAUUGUCACACUUUUUAACUAAUUUUUCAGCGGCUAAAAACCAGCCUUAACGGUGCCUCCCGAACCCAACUUACAAAAGUGAUUUUAACGGAAGGAUGACUUUAUUGAUGCCGAUAAAGAAGCGCGUUUUAAGGCGUUGUUAUUAUCAUAUUUGUACAUGUGCACAUCGUUUCACUCUUGCGUAAAGGUGCCAAAAAACGCCAUGUACUGAAUGUGCUCUGUAAGAACACACAAUAUAAAA
Paramacrobiotus metropolitanus is the source of this 1669-nucleotide messenger RNA. RefSeq names its product mucin-2-like. The coding region runs from base 183 to 1307 and encodes 374 amino acids. The transcript is spliced from 5 exons. NCBI's taxonomy places the organism in Eukaryota, Metazoa, Tardigrada, Eutardigrada, Parachela, Macrobiotidae. The record is from RefSeq and is a predicted model, not a curated record.